GAUCUCAACCGAUUUUUGUGUGCGCCCGAAAUACCGACACAUUAGUCAGAUAGUUGUGUUGCUAGCGAUAACACGUUUCCAGAGCAGCAGCAGAGAAACGCACUUAUAAAUAAACUCAUAAGAAUAGAGAACAUCAACACGUGAGGCACACAUUGACUGCUGAUCCCGGCUAUUGGAUGCGAUGGAUAGCAAAGAUUGUAAUGGCGACGGUAGUUCAGCCUUUGAUGUUCACGCGACCGAGAGCAUGAGGGCUAAGACGACUACCAGCAAUGACGACAACUCGCUCGACGCUAUACUUGUUCGAAUUGGCCAAUUCGGACGAUUUCAGAUAAUCAACUAUGUGUUACUUUGUGUGCCGAUGAUUUUCAAUGCGUUUUUUUCAAUCUCAUAUGUCUUCACGGCUAGCACUGUGGUGCAUAGAUGCAACAUUACACAGUGUGACAGCCCCAGCAGUGUGUAUAAUGAACCGUGGGUUGAUUUUACCAUUCCCCACAAGAAGUCAGAAUUAGACGGCUGUAGUCGCUACGUUGCUCGUCAACCGGACCCUGACCAAUGCCAAGCCAGCAUAUUUUAUUCCAGCCCUUCAAGUGACUGUUGUGUGGCUGAAUAUUUUGGCAAUGAUACAGAGCGGUGCGGUAAGGAUUUCAAGUUCAGGGAUGAGGAGCACACCAUAGCAAAUGAGUUCGGCUUCUUCUGUGCUGAGGAAUGGAAAUUAUCUAUGGUGGGAACAAUAAAUAACAUUGGACAAUUUGUAGGAAUACCUUUGGGUGGAUUUUUUGCGGAUCGCUAUGGACGGCGUACGAUGCUUGCAGUUUCCGGUGUGCUGAGUGCCAUCAUGGGUAUAAUUCGAUCCUUUUCCACGAACUAUUACAUGUUCAUCAGCUUUGAAUUUCUGGACAUGGCUGUGGGCAGUACGCUCUUCCCCACAGCCUUCCUAUUGGCCAUCGAACUGGUCGGACCGAAGCGUCGUGUAGCUGCUGCCACCAUCAUCACCAUCUUCUAUUCUCUUGGUGAAGCCCUUCUUGGCUUCCUGGCCUCAAUAAUCCUUCAAUGGCGUAACUUGCUGCGGGUGCUCUAUGCACCCGCUCUUCUUCAGUUGUUUCUCCUUUGGAUAUUGCCUGAAAGCGUGCGUUGGUUGCUAAGCCAAGGAGAAGAAGAGCCCGCGGCGAAAAUACUGCGCCGUGCAGCAAAAAUCAAUAGGAAAGAAUUACCUGAAGCGGACCUUGAUGAGCUAAUGGCGAACAAUCGGGAGAAACUUAAACAGGCCAACGAAAGCCAGUAUCCGAUUGGAAAAGCCGUGAAGUUGUUCUCGGGGCGUAUCGCCAAUUGCUGCUUCUGCUGGUUCACUCACACCCUCAUUGCCCUCGGUUUGAGCCUUAAUUCGGUGAAUUUAGCAGGCGGAAGCAAAUAUAAUAAUUUUAUGCUCAAUGGCAUUGUGCAAAUACCUGGACUCUUAUUGCCUUUGGUUAUUAUGGAUCGCAUUGGGCGAAGGUAUUCGCUUUGUGCCUCCAUGUUGGUGUGCGCUGUCUGCAUGGCCAUGUCGACGGCUUUCGGAGCAGACAACUAUGCUGGUGCGCUGACGCUAUUUCUCAUUGGAAAAAUGGCUAUCACCUGCAGUUUUCAGAUCUUAUACUUUUUUACUUCGGAAAUCUAUCCGACCAAUGUGCGCAACAGCUUGCUUUCCCUUUGCUCAAUGGUGGGUCGGAUAGGAUCUAUGCUGGCGCCGCAGACACCUUUGCUAGCCAAGUAUUAUGUUUACGCGCCCCAAAUACUCUUUGCUACCUUUGCGUUGGUCAGUGGUUGCUUGACGUUAUAUUUUCCAGAGACUGCGGAUAAGGCACUGCCUACUACAAUGGAGGAGGCGCGCGAUUUAGCUGACAAGAAAAGGCGGAAAAGCGAAUCUUCUCAGCUGACGGGGUCAGGAUAAUGAUGAAAAUAGCAUUGGCUAAAGACAAGAGUAUAAAACAAGAUGCCAAAGAUAGCUUAAACAAUUUAUACAAUUUUGAAAGUAUGAUUUUCAAAAAUUACGCUUAUAUUACAAAUUAAGAGCUUUGUCUGCCAAUAAAUCUGGUUCUAUUAAAUCCUGCCAGGAAAUACAUAAGAAGCACGUUUCUAACCUUCGGUUGCACAAAAUGUUAUAAAUUUUUAUUCACCUAUAUAAAGAAUUCAUAAAUUCAUAAUUAAAUAAUUUUUAUAUGAAAUCACAAAUAUUUAUGAUAUGUAUGUAUAAAAUUUAAUUAUC
Molecule: messenger RNA, 2242 nt
Organism: Scaptodrosophila lebanonensis
Lineage: Eukaryota; Metazoa; Arthropoda; Insecta; Diptera; Drosophilidae
Product: solute carrier family 22 member 3
Exons: 7
Coding region: 182-1927 (581 amino acids)
Biological process (GO): transmembrane transport
Cellular component (GO): membrane
Molecular function (GO): transmembrane transporter activity
Source: RefSeq, a predicted model, not a curated record